ACAGGUAAAAAGAAUGAAUGCUUGAUUUGUAAAGCUCCUUGUCGUACAGUUUUACUUUCAAAACAUUGCCCGUUUCCUGUGUCUGACAGCGAGUCACCAACAGCACGCCUCUACGGCUGCGUGAGGAGAGCUCCGUGGAUCGCGCACGCUGGUGCCCCCGUGUCCGCUUGUGCCUUCGGGCCUCCUGGACUCAAUUGCUCUGCACCGGCGUUGGUUUCCUCCAGUCCUUACGCCCUCUGCUGUGGUAGUGUGAGACGCAGCAAAGGCCUUCAGUCACGCUACUGACGCAGAUAUCCAGGCGUUCUUCAUGAGCAUAGGCAGUCUGUGUAAGAAGUACUCCAGGGAAACCUCCCAGGUUUCAGAAUUUCAAGAAAAACACAGGAAGAGAUUGUUAGCCUUCUAUAGAGAAAAGAUUUCUAGGUUGGAAGAAUCCCUUAGGAAGUCGGUGCUGCAGAUAGAACAGCUGCAAAGUAUGAGAUCAUCACAACAAACAACUUUCAGCACAAUAAAAAGUUCAGUUUCAACAAAGCCAUACGGAUGCCUGCUGCCACCUCACUCAUCAACCCCCGACAGACUGGAGUCAAUGGAAGUUGAUCUCUCUCCUUCUCCGAUUAGAAAAUCGGAGAUAGCAGCCGGCCCUGCGAGAAUCUCCGUGAUUAGUCCACCUCAAGAUGGACGCAUGGGCAGUGUCUCCUCCCGGGCCCCUGAGCAUCCCGGCCUGACACCGAGUCAGAGGAGCGUGGGAAAGCCUCUCAGGAUUCCACCUCUGCAAAUCCCCUACAAGGGACCACCGCUAACGCCAACACCACAGUUACCAGGGAGAGCAGGAAGAGGGGACUCUCCAGGCUUCGGGAGCUCCCAGGCCGGGCUGCCCCCCAGGCCGCCCAUCAGCAUCGCCAGCCUGCUGCAGAGGCAGUGUUCAGUGUGAAGUUUUGAAGUCAUUUCAAAGACAAAGUUGAUGUGUUUUUAUUGCGACUCUCGAUGCUUCCUGCGGGACCUGCUCACCUUGGGGCAGUGACACGUGAAAGAUGAACACCCAGCCACCCGCUCUACCCCUUCCAGUCCUCCAGCCUUCUGCCUACUAGCAUGUGUAUGUUAGACAGCCAAUGCGACUACACUUUCUCACUUGAUGAAAUAAUUAAGUAAUGUAGUCGAAUAAAGUAUUUUUCUGAUUAUCA
Mandrillus leucophaeus (drill) is the source of this 1178-nucleotide messenger RNA. It is a transcript of the gene RNF212, whose product is annotated as ring finger protein 212. The record is from RefSeq and is a predicted model, not a curated record. The transcript is spliced from 12 exons. Gene Ontology annotation, molecular function: SUMO transferase activity. Gene Ontology annotation, cellular component: synaptonemal complex. NCBI's taxonomy places the organism in Eukaryota, Metazoa, Chordata, Mammalia, Primates, Cercopithecidae. Gene Ontology annotation, biological process: homologous chromosome pairing at meiosis; protein sumoylation; reciprocal meiotic recombination. The coding region runs from base 308 to 928 and encodes 206 amino acids.